This is a messenger RNA of Lacerta agilis (Sand lizard), 4761 nucleotides long. RefSeq names its product alpha-2-macroglobulin-like. The transcript is spliced from 36 exons. The coding region runs from base 91 to 4548 and encodes 1485 amino acids. Gene Ontology annotation, cellular component: extracellular region. The record is from RefSeq and is a predicted model, not a curated record. Gene Ontology annotation, molecular function: endopeptidase inhibitor activity. NCBI's taxonomy places the organism in Eukaryota, Metazoa, Chordata, Lepidosauria, Squamata, Lacertidae.
UAGGAAGGUGGAAGUAGGAGCAGCAGCAGCAGCAGCAGCAGCAGCCAAGAGCCAGCCUCCACCAUCACCACCUCGCUUGCCCACGGCUGAAUGAUGGGGAAGGGCCAGAUCCUCGGAGGACCCAGCGCCUUUCUCCUCCUGCUGUUCCUUCUUCCGGGGGACAACUUGGAAUUUAUCCCACCGCCGGAGCACUUGGUGCUGGUGCCCUUCGUCAUGCAGGCGGAGACCACCGAGAAUAUUUGUUUUCAUUUGUGGAACGUGAACGGGUCAGUGACGCUACACAUCGGCCUGCCAGAGCGACCAGAGACUCGCAUCAGCCAUGUGGUGUCCGAGGCGAAUAUGUUCCAGUGCAUCCCAUUCCGGGUCCCCAGAUGGAGUAACUAUCCCGGUACCUCUGAGGCCUCCUUCUUCGUGACGGUGCAGGCGGGGAUGUUCGGACUAUACACCCGGCAAAAGGUGCUGAUCAGGACCUCAGAGAGCCUGGUCUUCGUCCAGACAGACAAGCCCAUCUACAAACCAGGACAGAAAGUUCAGUUCCGCAUCAUCUCUGUGGACGAAGGUUUCCGACUCUUGAACGAGACGUUUCCUUUGGUUUACAUCCAGGACCCCAAGAGGUACCGCUUGCAGCAGUGGACCAACGUGGAGCAGGAAAUGGGCCUAGUCCAGCUCUCUUUUCCACUUUCCUCUGAGCCCCCGCAAGGCACCUACAAAGUGGUGGUGGAAAAAGCCUCCGGGAACAAGGUGGAACGUUCCUUUGAGGUGAAGGAAUACGUGCCGCCCAAGUAUGAAGUUUUGGUGAAGGCACCCAAGGAGAUAACAUUUCAGGCUGAAGAACUAGAAGUGAACGUCUGUGGCCUGUACACGUAUGGGAAGCCUGUUGCUGGGCAGGUGAAGAUGCGCAUUUGCCGGAAAUAUAAUGCACAGAGAGAGGUGAACAGAGAGAGGUGUCACGGAGAAGCGUCACAAGGAAUAUGUGGAGAGUUCAGUGGAGAGGCAAAUGGGCAAGGCUGCUUCUCUCAGGUGGUGAAAAUGAAGGGUUUUCAUCUGGAGCGGGAUGGAUUUGAGAUGAGCCUCAAGGUGGAAGGCAAGAUCGCAGAGGAAGGCACAGGGGUGGAAUUGACGGGCGAGGCUUCCAUCAGGAUCAUUAAGAUUCUCGGCACAAUCACCUUUGAGAAGGUGGACUCUCACUACAAGUCUGGGAUCCCCAUUACUGGGCAGGUGAAGGUUAUGGGUGCUGCCAAAGUGCCAAUUGCCAAUGAAACAAUUCAGAUUACGGUACAUCCAAUUGGAACCACCACCAACUACAUAACUGAUGACCAGGGACGAGCCCAGUUUUCCAUAGACACUGAUAAGUUCACAGGUCCUGAACUCCAGAUCGAGGUAACUUGUAAACCAAACUUUGCAUGUGAACGGGACUGGAUCAAUUCCUAUCAGUAUGGUACAUUUCAUUCAGUGGGGCGUUUUUACUCACCAAGCAAAAGCUACGUCCACAUUGAGCGUGUUCUUGGGCCCUUAAGCUGUGGUCAGACUCAGACGCUCCGGGUCCAUUAUAUUCUGAAUUCAGCUGUCGUAAAAGAGCCGGAGGUCGUCUUUUACUAUUUGGUGAUGUCUAAGGGGAACAUUGUCCGAUCAGGGACCCAUAUUCUGCCUGUGGAGCACAGAGAAGGUACCGCCAAAGGGGUGUUUUCUCUGGACCUCGCUGUUAACAUGGACAUUGCUCCGUUGGCUCGUUUGCUUCUCUACACGGUUUUGCCCAGUGAUGAAGUAGUGGCUCAUUCAGCAGAUGUCACCGUGGAGAACUGCUUCGCAAACAAGGUGAAUCUGCGGUUCUCUGAUGCUGAAGGCCUCCCUGCCAGCAAAACUCACGUCCAUCUUUCUGCCUCCAAAGGCUCCCUUUGUGCUGUCCAUGCUGUGGAUAAGAGUGUCUUUCUCUUGAAGCCUGAAGCUCAGAUAUCCCCUAAGACUGUUUAUGAUAUGCUCCCUGUGAAGAACGUCCGAGGUUACGUCUACGGGCAGCACAACCUGGAAAAACCGAUAGUUGGUCCAUGUGCGGUUGGGGAAAAACCUUUUCAUUGGAAUGAAGCUCAGGUCUAUGACAUUCUCAAGGACUUUGGCUUGAAAGUUUUUAGUAGCAAGGAGCUACGGAAGCCUACCUUUUGCAGAGAACAUAGAAUUUUACCUGCUUCAAGCUCUGUCGACAUGCCAAGAGCUCCAGACACUUUUGCACCACAAGCAGAAAGAACAGGAAGACAGCAGGAGACUGUCAGGAACUACUUUCCCGAGACGUGGCUGUGGAACACAUAUGUAGUGAACGGCGAGUCCCAAGGCGAGAUUGACAUCCCCGUGACCAUUCCGGACACCAUCACCGAGUGGAAGGCGGGAGCUUUCUGCUUGUCCCCGGAUGUGGGAUUUGGCCUGGCCCAGACUGCCUCCCUCACGGCCUUCCAGCCAUUCUUCCUUGAUCUGACCUUGCCCUACUCUGUGGUGCGGGGCGAAGCGUUCACCCUGAAGGCCACUGUCUUCACUUACAUGCAGCGCUGCAUCAGGGUCAGUAUAUCGUUGGCUCCCUCUGCUGAGUUCGUGGCUACCCCUCUGGAGAAGGAGGAGGAGUCUUAUUGCCUGUGUGCCGAUGAAAAGAAAACGGUCUCUUGGACAGUAACUCCCAAAUCUCUGGGGGAAAUAAACUUCACAGCAAGCGCUGAAGCCCUGAACUCUGAACAGCUCUGUGGGAACCAAAUAGUGGAGAUGCCCAGCAAAGGGCAGAAGGACACGAUGAUCAAAUCCCUUUUGGUCGAGCCAGAAGGUGUUGAGAGGGACGUGGUCUUCAGCAACCUGCUAUGUGCAGCUGAGAAGUCAAAGUCAUCAGGACCUCUUUCUUUAAAGCUGCCAGACAAUGUGGUGGAGGGCUCAGCCAGGGCCUCCUCCUGUGUGCUGGGGGACGUCCUUGGAACAGCUAUAGAGAACCUCCACCAACUUGUUCAGAUACCCUACGGCACUGGGGAGCAGAACUUGGCCGUCUUUGUCCCCAACAUCUACAUCCUGGAGUACCUGAAUAAGACUGAGCAGCUGACGGAAGAGGUCAAGACCAAGGCCAUCAGAUACUUAGUGCAUGGCUACCUGAGGCAUCUUAACUUCAAGCACACUGAUGGCUCCUAUAGCACCUUUGGACAAUAUAACCCGGGCCCAGGAAACACCUGGCUGACGGCUUUUACGCUCAAGUCCUUUUCCCGAGCCAGACCCUACAUCUUUGUGGACGAAAAACACAUCCAGGAUGCUCUGGCCGCUCUGGCUAACAGCCAGAAAGAGAAUGGCUGCUUCCAUGGCGUUGGGACCCUGGGGAACAACGCUCUGAAGGGUGGGGUGGAUGACGAGACCACUCUCACUGCCUACAUCACUGCUGCUUUGCUGGAGAGCGGCCUGCCUCUCAAUCAUCCCACCGUGCGUAAUGCUCUGUUCUGCCUGGAGAAGGCGGCUCAGGCGAAAGAGAUCCACAUUUACACCCUGGCCUUGCUGGCUUAUUCCUUUGCCCUGGCAGAGAAGGAGGAGCAGAGGCAGAAAAUGCUGCAGUUACUCCACCAGGAAGCUGUGCAAGAAGAGGAUGGCUCCCUUCACUGGAAGCGGCCUGGAAUGGAAGAUGUGAACCCGAACCAUCCAUACUUUCAUCGUCGGGCUCCGUCUGCGGAGGUGGAGAUGACAGCCUACGUCCUCCUGAGUUACCUGACCAACCAGCCAGCGCCAUCCCAGGAAGUACUGGGGACAGCCACCCGCAUUGUCAAGUGGCUCAGCCGGCAACAGAACCCCACUGGGGGCUUCUCCUCCACUCAUGACACUGUGGUUGCCCUCCAGGCCCUCACCCUCUACGGUUCCGUUACCUACUCCAAGAGCAGCACAGGCACAGAAGUGACCCUGAGCUCCACAGAGGGCACCCUGAGGCAGUUCCAGGUGGACAGCACCAACCGCCUGCUUCUCCAGUGCCAGGCUCUGCCCAGAGUGCCAGGGGACUACGACAGCAUGGCCACGGGGGAAGGCUGUGUCCACGUCCAGACCACUUUGAAAUACAACGUGCAUCCACACCAGGAAGAGGCACCGUUCAUGCUGGAGGUGCGCACAAUUCCAGAGACCUGCACUGGACCCAAAGCCCACAGAACAUUUGAUGUUGCCAUCAAUGUCAGUUACACCGGCAGCCGACCUGCCUCCAAUAUGGCCAUCGUUGAUGUUAAGAUGCUCUCUGGAUUCGUCCCGGUGAAAUCAUCCGUAAAGCAGCUGGAAAGCCACAAUCUGGUCCGGCGCACAGAAGUGAGCACCAGUCAUGUCCUGCUUUAUUUGGAGAAGGUGACCAACAUGACCCAGAGCUACACCUUCACUGUGGAGCAGGACGUGCCUGUCCAGAACUUAAAGCCGGCUGUGAUAAGAGUCUAUGACUACUAUGAAACAGAUGAAGGUGCAGAUGCAGAGUACAUCGCCCCCUGCAGUACAGAGGAAUGCUUGAAGGAUGCUACCCAUCGCUCCCCAGAUGGACUCUGCGCGCAUCUUCUUUCCACCAGAUGAGGGGGGGGCAGAGAAGCUGGGCAACAACACAAGGUCUGGACCGCAGCCUGCUCUGGCAAAACCUGGAAUAACAAGAGGAAGAAGAGGGGGUUGCUACACACUUCAAAACCAGCACCCACCUUUGUUGUUGUUUUUUGUUUUCAUUUUGAGAUCCUUCUGUAUGGCUUCAAUUUCCCUCUACGGGAUAAAAUAAAAGAGAACUAUUUUAUUCCA